Molecule: messenger RNA, 624 nt
Organism: Lycium barbarum (goji berry)
Lineage: Eukaryota; Viridiplantae; Streptophyta; Magnoliopsida; Solanales; Solanaceae
Exons: 1
Coding region: 1-624 (207 amino acids)
Source: RefSeq, a predicted model, not a curated record
AUGGGUGAUUUCAAUGUUGUUCUUGAGAUUGAGGGUAGACUUGUGGGAUCUCCUGUACAAGCAAUUGAAAUGGUGGAUUUCUCUAAUUUUGUCCAGAUUGCUAGUAUGGUGGACCUGAAGGUUGUUGGCAGGGAAUAUACAUGGACUUAUAAUCAUGUAUUUAGCAGAAUUGAUAGGGGAUUAGUAAAUGCUAGCUGGUUUCAGAUGUGGGGUGCUUUGGAGAUCAAAGUAAUGGCACCUGAUUUUUCUGACCACUCCCCUUUGAGUUUGACUCUGGAGGAGAGACAACCCAUGAUAGCUAAGCCCUUAAAGUUCUUCAAUUGUUUAGCUGCACAUCCAGACUUCAGAACUACUGUUGAAAGGAACUGGCAACAAAUAUGCAAUGGUCAACUUAUGGAGAAGGUGCGGAAGAUAAUCCAUAGGAUGAAACAUGUUCUCAAAAAGCUAAGUACUAGAGAUUUUAAGGGGGUGGAUGAAAUGAUAGCAUUAACUAAGAAGAAACUUCAGGAUAUUCGAGCCCAAAUGCUAGCCCUUAGUGACCAUCAGAUGUAUUUUGAGGAGCAACAAAGUGUGAAAGUAGAACUUGAGAAAUGGUACCAGAUUCAGGAGAGUGCACUGAAAUAA